This is a messenger RNA of Pyrus x bretschneideri (Chinese white pear), 1672 nucleotides long. RefSeq lists its product as uncharacterized. Gene Ontology annotation, molecular function: protein binding. Bases 373 to 1389 code for a protein of 338 amino acids. The transcript is spliced from 7 exons. Lineage: Eukaryota; Viridiplantae; Streptophyta; Magnoliopsida; Rosales; Rosaceae. The record is from RefSeq and is a predicted model, not a curated record.
GUAAUCUGACGGCUCGUAUUGGCCGAUCGAAAAACACCAAUCUCUCUCUUUCUGGUCUUCGCAACUCCGGCCUUUUGAUAUUCCUCCGCGACGCUGCGUCAUCGUUUUCCUUCGUUUCGAAGUUUCGACCCCGAAAUCACCAAUCUCCCUCUCUCCCUCUCUCUCUCUCUCUCUCUCUCUCUCUCUCUCUCUCUCUCUCUCUAACCCUAAGUGCUCCCCAGAAGUCACAGACAAGCAGGCGCGUAUCAAUCAAUCUCCUCGAGCUUCUCUUUGGCUGGCAUCGGCUACCGGAUUAGGGUUUCUGCGGCGGUGAUGCCUUGCAGUAAAAGCUUGAUUAGCUGAUUGAUUUCCUAGGGUUUCUGAUUCGAAACUAUGUCAGGGAAAUCGAGGGGUCGAGUCACCAUCACGCUUGGGCGCGGUGGCCAGGUAGUGAAGAGGUCUGUUUCGGGGUCUUCAUUAACUGAUUCCAUACCCGUGGCUGGGACCAAGCGGUCUGUUAGAGAUAGGUUAGGAAGUAAUGUAGACGGUUCUUUGUCGCAUGGAAGCUUACACAACAAUAAACGCCAGCGAGGAGACAAUGGUAGGUCAAGUUUGAAUUUCAAUGGUUACGAUGAUGCACACAUUGGUAGAGGUGAUCUUCGGUUUAAACUCAUGCAAAAAAAUGCAUUUAGACGAGCUCAGAGUGAUGACGGUCAGAGGCAUGGGGACCUUCGUGAGAAGCUUUCAAAGGCAGUUCAGCGCCCUGUCACUGUCCAUGACUCACGUCAGCACCUUCCUGAAAUAAAAGAGACUAGCUUUAUAGGUCGAAUUCCUUCUUCAAGGGCAGAUGAUUUGCCUCAUGUGGACUCGUUAAGAAACUCUUAUUCCCCUUGGACUCUGGACCAUUUAAGACGAAGAUCCCCAGAUAGAGUUGUAGUCACUUCUAGGGGUCUCUCCUCUCCGAGGAAUCCCAAAGAAUUGGAGAGAAGGCCACUAAGCAGGGCAUUUGAUGAUGUCAGAUUGGAUCCAUAUAUGAGGAAAGAUGUUCCUGGUUCUACAAGGCCUGCAAGUAGUGUUCCUUUCAUGUCCAGUUCUCCAUUGCCUCAUGUGUCUGCGAAACCUGUGGCCCCACCCCCACCCCACUUGAGUCAAAUUCCUCCACUGAGCAGCAUUGUACAGAAAAGUUCAUAUGCGGGUGAUGAACAGCAGACUGUAGAUGGCUUGCUACAUACGCUGGGAUUGGGAAAAUAUGCCAUUAUUUUUAAGGCUGAGGAAAUUGAUAUGACCGCAUUGAAGCAGAUGGGAGAAAAUGAUCUCAAAGAGCUGGGAAUACCUAUGGGACCUAGGAAGAAGCUUCUUCUUGCUCUCCUGCCUCGUUCCAAGCGGCCUCCAGCGACAAAUGUACAUUGAAAACCAAGAUAUCUUGGGGCCAUCGGUUACUAUUCGGUGAUUGAAAGCGCAUGUUAGAAAGCCCUUUUUUUAUGAAAUGAUCAGCGUGUACUUGCUCCAGUCGGGGUGUCAUAUUUGCCCUUCAACCAGUUGUCGCAUUUUUAAAUUAGAGAUCGUUGUUGGUUUAUAGUAAUUGUAAUUGAUGGUACCAGAAAAAUUUUGAGAUGUAGAAUGAUUUAUCGCUUGUUCUAAAACUUGUCCCUCCAAAUGGUCAGGCAAAUAAGAAAGGCUUUUAAUUAUUUUA